AUGAUUCUAUCGGAUAUACUGCUUUUACAGGCCGAUUUGACGCGUGUGCAGCUAUCACAAACGAAGCGAACGAUGGAUAUAACAACCACUGCGUUUCCGGAGUCUACUCAUCUGAAGGUCGUCUCGUCCAAUUGCUGCAAAUGCUGGGUAGUGAAGGAGUCAGCUCCUUUCAUGGAGCUCAUCCUAAACAACGCCGCUAGCGACUGGAUACCUAGACCGAGGGACUCUACCUACCAACAAAUCACCUCCCUUUAUCGUGCUGUUCUGCAACUGAUGACAGAUCCACCUCGGAAGAUCCAGGACUACGCCCUACGUCUCAACGGGAAGAGCGGAAGGGAUGAACAAUUGCAAAGCCUGCCACAUGCUAUAGAACAGGCCCUCAUAGACUUUGGAGAAGACGCUAUGGGUCUGGGUCAUGAUGAAUUGCGGAAGGGAAAUUCGACCGACCUCGUUCGAUCAAAAUUUUAUCAAGGCCUGGGAAAUAGCAACGCCGAGAGGAACGAGGCGCUCGAGCAAAUGACCAGGGAAAGGGAGAAAUGGCGACCUUGCCUAUACAGGUCGCUACAGAAAGCCCUGAGAGACGUCCGAGCCUACACAUACGAUGAAGUUCACGGGAAAUGGAAGCCAAGCAGUCGUCAGAAGAGAGUGUUACAGUCGAUGGAAAAUGCUACAUCACAAACCGAUCUAGCUGAUUGACUGACGUCUCGAGGAGCAAGGAUUCUCUUUCUAUGCUGAUUUGAUCUUGAUUGUUUUCCUGCCAUGUGAUUGUAUUGUGAUCUAUUGUUUUGUGUGCCUUUCAUCUUUCCAUGUAUUGUCGUUAAUGAAUAUGUUUGUACUAGGUUCUUGGCGUUGUAGUUAUUCGUGAAAAAAGCUUGCUUUGUGCCUUUCUUAGUAAUUCCUCUACUUUUCAUAUCGCAUUCUUUCUCAAGACAUUCAAUAAAUGGUUGGGU
Messenger RNA from Cylicocyclus nassatus, 950 nucleotides. The record is from the annotation of a GenBank genome assembly. NCBI's taxonomy places the organism in Eukaryota, Metazoa, Nematoda, Chromadorea, Rhabditida, Strongylidae.